GUGUUAUAUAUAUACCUAUAAAGGACAAGUCUAUUAAUAUCUAUCUUUGUUCAUUUCUUUAGCUUCAAUUUUACAAAACUGAAUAACAUGUAAUCCACACAAAUAUAUUUUAAAAAUAUAUCACAUGGAUAAUACGUCGAUCUAUGAGCAAGAUAAUGUAUCUAUCUCUACCUCAAGUAGUACAUAUAUCGAAACAAAUUCACCGGAACGAGCACAAGCUUCCUUUAAUAAAGAAUUACGAAACUUUUUAAGUAGGCAUCAGAUUGUAGAAUGCGAUAGUAAAAAGCUAACAGAUAUAUCAGAAGCACGAACAAGAACCCUAUCAUCAAAAUCACCAAAGAGAGCCACUGAGAGUUCCUCAUUUGCAAAAACUUGUAAUAACAAUAAACAAACAAAUUGGUUUCAAUCGAUAGAUACUCCUGACCCAUGUUGGCAUCUUACAUCGGAUUCUAUUCUGAAAUUAAAAGAAAGUACCAGAAAACUUUUAUGUUUACUUGAAGAGAUACAAUCAAAAACUCAUUCAAAAUGUAAUAUUCCUAAUAACAGUAUAGUAAGAAUAUUGAAACCAAUUCCACCAACUAAUUCACUUCCUUCAGCCAUAAAUAAUAUAGGUACAGGAGAGUUGGUUGCAUUAGAAAAACAGACAAAAGCCUUAGAUGCAAUUUACAUUCAGGAUCAAGAUGAUGACUGUUCUAUUUAUAAAAGACUGACAAGAAAAUGCCAUUGUUUAAACCGAUAUGAAUAUAAUGAUUUCAUAAUACAUUUCAAUGAAAAUACAAAAUAUUUCACAAGCAAUAUAGGUGAAAUAAUAAAAAAUAUGAGAAUCCUUAAAAAGUUUCUAUAUAUGAAUGGAGGUUACACUAACAAGGCGUUGAUGUUUUUAAAUGAAGGUUUACGAGAGACUAUUCACAGUGAAAAAGUUGAAAUAACUCAAGGCUGUGCCUAUACAGAUAUGUGUAAUGUUUUUGAUAAUCAUUCAAUUGUUACUAUAUGUGUAUCUUGGCCAUGUAAAUAUCAAAACUAUGGAGAUACAAUGACACAAGCAUUAGCAGCAAAAUUAUUGUAUAAACUUGCUCAACUUGAAGAAGGUAGGAGGUACCUUAACUUCAGUUCAAAAAUAACAAAUGACAUUAAAAAACUGUUGAGGAAAAAGGCUUCUAAAUUAGACUUUGACACAACAGAGACUUUAAAUGCUACUUUGAACGUAUUGCAUCCUCCAUUAGAUCAGCAUGUAAAUAUAACAUACUACUGCAAACCAGUAGAUCAAGCUUUAACAAAUAAAAUAGUUAAUGCAUUAGUGGAAUAUAGAGAGUAUAUGACAUUAGAUGAAGUGUUUACUCAUUUGGACUUAUUGAAAAAACUGAGCCAAAAAGACAGUGAUGAAGAACUGACACAGUUAAUACCAGCGAUUUUAAAUUUAUUUAAAAAUAUGCUUAUUGAAUAUGAUAAUAGUGGGAUGAAUAUAAUAGUAACAAAUAUUUUGAAUAAUAUUGUUUCCAAUAAUCUAACGAAGGAAACAAGAUCAGAAUCACCUGCAACAAUGAUUAUUGCUGAUACUGCCACAGAGCCUAUUAAAAUGAAAAAUGUAUUUAAUCAAAUACCUUUAAAGAAAUAUAUAAGGAAGAACAAUAAAUCGAAGUUAGGACUUUCUCCAAACAAACAUCGCCAGCCAUCGAAACGCAAAGUGACAAAUUGAAAGCCUCCAGGGUCACUUAAUAAAUCUCGAAAGUUCAGCAAAGUUACAAUUUAACUUAUCUAUAGGUAAGAUGUUUCUGUAUCUACUGAAAGUAUUGCAUGCAGUAUGCAAUUAUCAUAUUGUUACAGAUAUACAACAUUCUGUUAUAGUUGUACCUAAAAAAAUAAAAUUAGUUGAACUGUGGUAAAAAUAGUAUAAUCUCUUUAUAAAAUAUUUGUAUAAAACACAAUAAUAUAGACAUACAAUGAUAUAAAUUAACCAACUAAACAAAUUUUACAAACACAAAUUAUAACCCCAUAUAAAAACUCUGACAACUCU
Molecule: messenger RNA, 2014 nt
Organism: Achroia grisella
Lineage: Eukaryota; Metazoa; Arthropoda; Insecta; Lepidoptera; Pyralidae
Exons: 9
Coding region: 125-1696 (523 amino acids)
Source: RefSeq, a predicted model, not a curated record